Molecule: messenger RNA, 1200 nt
Organism: Aureobasidium pullulans EXF-150
Lineage: Eukaryota; Fungi; Ascomycota; Dothideomycetes; Dothideales; Saccotheciaceae
Product: haloacid dehalogenase, type II
Exons: 2
Coding region: 87-833 (248 amino acids)
Molecular function (GO): hydrolase activity, acting on halide bonds, in C-halide compounds
Source: RefSeq, a predicted model, not a curated record
GACAACUUCAAGCCGUUUCCAAAAUCGACUUCAAUCCAUAUCUGUCGUUCUCAACUUCGUACCGCACAUCCACAGUUCUAGAAAUCAUGAGUGGUGAAAAGAAAACUAUCCUGGCCUUUGACGCCUACGGCACACUUCUGUCUACCGAAUCCAUUGCAAAGAAGCUCUCAUCGCAUUUCGGACAAGAAAAGGCACAGACAAUCGCAGCAACAUGGCGCAAGUACCAAUUGGAGUAUACAUGGCGUCUGAACAGCAUGAACAUAUAUGAAGAUUUCAGCAAAGUCACACUACGCUCACUCCGACACGCCUUGGCCGAGUCCUCGGUCUCUUUAGAGCAGGACGACAUUGACGAUUUGAUGAAAGCUUACGACUCCCUCUCCAUCUUCCCCGAUGUAGCUCCCGCACUCGAAGCGAUCGUCAAACAGUCCAAUUUCUACCCUGUAGUGUUCUCGAACGGUACACACACGAUGGUGUCCAAUUCUGUCAACAAGUCUCCUGAUCUGUCCAAACAUGCGUCGACAUUCAAGGAUAUCGUUGUCGUGGAGGAGCCGAAGAGAUUCAAACCUACGCCUGAGUCGUACACUCAUCUUGCGAAGAGUGUUGGUAAGGAUCCAAGCAGUAAGGAGGAUAUGGCUAGUAUGUGGUUGAUUAGUGGAAAUCCUUUUGAUGUUGUUGGAGCAAGGGCGGUUGGUAUGCAGGCUUGUUGGGUUGACAGAGCGGGCAAUGGAUGGCAGGAUGGUCUUCUCGAGGGGGAGAUUGGAGGACCGACAGUGAUUGUCAGCAGUCUCGAAGAGGUACCUAGCAAGGUAUCUGGAGUCUUGCCAGUGCAGUGAACGCUGUGAGAGCAACAAAUCCAAGAUCUCUCGAGCCUGAUUAGAUCGCUGUAUAUGAUAUGUAUCUGACAUGCUUAUCGCUUUCCCCACACCUUCAACCCUGCUACCCAAGUCUGAAGCACUUCUCCCUCAUCGUUCAACACCACAAAGUCGGCUCUCCUUCCUUCUUCCAGCUUUCCCCUGGUCUUGUCCCCCAUGAACUCCGCCACGUUCUCGGUUACACAUCUCACUGCUUCUGCGACAUUACAUCCACUCCACUUCAUGAUAUUCUGUAUGCAUUCCUGCAGACUGGCGCAUCCACCCACCAGUGUAUCUGUCCCGUCGAUCGUCACCUUUGAUCCGGUCUUGCGUUGCUUGAAAGGAAUUU